AUGGAAUCUCUACUACGAUGGAGUAUUGAAAACUCUACCCCGCGCGAUCCCAAUGUCCCGCUUGAACCUCCACGACAACCGCCACAAGCGCUCGACCCGGGGAUUAUCGACCACAUUCUCGGGAAAUCGGAUGCGGUGUUGAUGAAGGAGGACAUGGCGGCUGCUGUCGAUGAGACCAAAGACGAGGAGGAGAGGAUUGCGGCCUUAGAUCAUCUCGAAAUGCUCAUCGAGCAGAUUGACAACGCUAACAAUCUCGAGAAACUCAAGUUAUGGACACCGCUACAGCAGCUGAUUACCUCCGCGCCGAGUAAUGCGCUCAGAAUGCAAGCUCUGUGGGUUGCUGGGACUGCUUUACAAAACAACCCUGCUGCUCAGGAUGCUUAUCUUGAGCUCGAUCCCUUACCCUCGCUCACCCAGUUUCUCCUCCCUUCUUCCGCGUCGACAGCGCAAACACGGAGCAAAGCAGUAUACACGCUGUCUGGCCUCCUGAAGCAUAAUGCCCCUGCCGUUGUUGGGCUCUCGCGAAACGACGUUCAGGGCUGGGAAAGGCUGCGAGAGGCACUCCAAGACCCCGAUCUUGGCGUCCGUCGCAAGGCUCUCUUCCUGAUCAGCACCCUCCUCAUUCCAAAUUCACUCGUAAAUUCCUCCGGAACAUCGUCGGGUGUCAGACCCCGCGAUGCCGACCCUGUCCACCCAAACUCGCAUGCCGCCGCUCUGCGCACCCCAUCGCGUGUAGACACCGCUGUGCCCACUCUCGAUGCAUUACACACCCAUGGAAUCCUCGAUGCCGUUGUCCAUGGACUCACAAAGCCAGUACCGUCUGGUCCAGAUGGAGAUGUUCUCGGACUAGAUGCUGACUUUGAGGAGAAGGGUAUCGGUUUACUGCGAACGUUUGCGUUAACACACGAUGGCACAUUUUCUGCGGCGCAGAAGGUCGCGUUGAAGCCAUGGAUAGCAUUUGAGCAUGCAAAAGAUCCGAGCGGCACUUUGGAGCGAUGGGGUUUAACCCAGAAGGAGAUUGAAGGCUUGGUGUCCAAAGUUAAUACUUAA
Molecule: messenger RNA, 1050 nt
Organism: Mycena indigotica
Lineage: Eukaryota; Fungi; Basidiomycota; Agaricomycetes; Agaricales; Mycenaceae
Product: Fes1 domain-containing protein
Exons: 6
Coding region: 1-1050 (349 amino acids)
Source: RefSeq, a predicted model, not a curated record